Molecule: messenger RNA, 2226 nt
Organism: Aspergillus nidulans FGSC A4
Lineage: Eukaryota; Fungi; Ascomycota; Eurotiomycetes; Eurotiales; Aspergillaceae
Product: dolichyl-diphosphooligosaccharide--protein glycosyltransferase subunit STT3
Exons: 6
Coding region: 1-2226 (741 amino acids)
Biological process (GO): glycoprotein biosynthetic process
Cellular component (GO): oligosaccharyltransferase complex; membrane; endoplasmic reticulum membrane
Molecular function (GO): dolichyl-diphosphooligosaccharide-protein glycotransferase activity; oligosaccharyl transferase activity
Source: RefSeq, a predicted model, not a curated record
AUGGCCGAAUCUCCCGUAGAUGUCCUUCUUAAGGGCAGCUCCGGCAGAAGUGCGCGCGGCCUGCUACGUAUCAUCAUUCUAGUGACCAUUGCAGCCGCAGCCGUUUCCAGUCGACUGUUCAGUGUCAUUCGUUUCGAAAGCAUCAUCCACGAAUUCGAUCCUUGGUUCAAUUUCCGCGCAACUAAGUAUCUGGUUCAGAAUGGUUUUUACGACUUUUGGGAUUGGUUCGAUGACCGCACAUGGCAUCCUCUUGGUCGGGUUACCGGAGGCACAUUGUACCCUGGACUUAUGGUGACCAGUGGUGUCAUCUAUCACAUACUCCGAUUCCUGACCUUUCCCGUCGACAUUCGCAACAUAUGUGUCUUACUAGCACCCGGUUUCUCCGGCCUGACGGCGUUCGCAAUGUACCUCUUAACCAAUGAGAUGUCCUCCUCUCCCUCUGCAGGUCUUCUUGCGGCCGCUUUCAUGGGCAUUGCCCCUGGAUACAUAUCUCGUUCCGUGGCCGGAAGCUACGACAAUGAAGCCAUUGCCAUAUUCCUCCUCGUUUUCACCUUCUUCUUAUGGAUUAAGGCGGUCAAGAACGGUUCCAUUAUGUGGGGAGCACUGGCUGCUCUGUUUUAUGGCUACAUGGUCUCCGCCUGGGGUGGGUAUGUAUUCAUUACCAACUUGAUCCCCCUGCAUGUCUUUGUCCUGCUCUGCAUGGGGAGAUAUAGCCCCAGGCUGUACAUCAGUUACACGACAUGGUAUGCGCUAGGAACUCUUGCCAGCAUGCAAAUUCCUUUUGUUGGGUUCCUGCCAAUCCGGAACAGUGACCACAUGUCCGCCCUGGGUGUCUUUGGCUUGCUACAACUUGUGGCCUUCGCGGAGUUUGUGCGCAGUUACAUUCCUGGCAAGCAGUUCCAGAGACUGCUGACUGCCUCCAUCAUCCUAAUUACAGGCCUCGCCUUCGCGGGGCUUGUUGUCUUGAGCAUGUCAGGGAUUAUCGCCCCUUGGAGCGGUCGUUUCUAUUCACUGUGGGAUACCGGCUAUGCCAAAAUCCACAUUCCCAUUAUUGCUUCGGUCUCAGAGCAUCAGCCCACCGCUUGGCCAUCAUUCUUCUUCGAUCUCAACUUCCUAAUCUGGCUCUUCCCUGCGGGUGUUUACAUGUGCUUCCGUGAUCUCAGAGACGAGCACGUGUUUGUCAUCAUCUACGCUGUCCUUGCGAGCUACUUUGCUGGCGUUAUGGUACGAUUGAUGCUGACCUUGACUCCUAUUGUGUGCGUUGCGGCUGCCCUGGUCUUAUCAUACAUUCUCGACACUUAUUUGAAGACUUCACCCGGCCCGGUUACACGGGGAAGGUCUAACGAUGAAUCCUCCGAAGGUCUCCGUUCUGCCAGGUCUCCUGAAGUCGGAAUCACUUCUUACUUCUCCAAAGCUGUCACGACAUCCGCCGCUAUUGUAUACCUUCUCCUGUUCGUUGCGCACUGCACCUGGGUGACAUCGAACGCCUAUUCAUCUCCAUCUGUCGUCCUGGCGAGCCGGAUGCCGGACGGAAGCCAAUUUAUCAUCGACGAUUACCGAGAGGCUUACUACUGGCUUCGCCAGAACACCCCCGCAAACGCCAAGAUCAUGUCUUGGUGGGAUUAUGGUUACCAAAUCGGCGGCAUGGCAGAUCGCCCAACGCUUGUCGACAACAACACGUGGAAUAACACUCAUAUUGCUACUGUCGGAAAGGCCAUGAGCUCACGCGAGGAAGUCAGUUACCCAAUUCUCCGCCAACAUGAUGUUGACUAUGUCUUGGUGGUUUUUGGUGGAUUGUUAGGGUAUUCUGGUGAUGAUAUCAACAAAUUCCUUUGGAUGGUCCGUAUAGCAGAAGGUAUCUGGCCCGACGAGGUAAAGGAGCGAGAUUUUUUCACCGCGAGGGGAGAGUACCGCGUGGACGACCAAGCCACCCCAACCAUGCGCAACAGCUUAAUGUACAAAAUGUCGUACCACAACUUUAACAAGCUCUUCCCUAUGGGCCAGGCUACUGACCGUGUCCGCGGAGCCAAGCUUCCGGCCGAGAGCCCUCAGCUCUCUACUCUGGAAGAAGCCUUCACCAGUGAAAACUGGAUUAUCCGCAUCUACAAGGUCAAGGAUCUCGACAACCUGGGGCGGGACCACAGCAACGCCGUCGCCUUUGACCGCGGGAACAAGCGGAAGAAGGCGAGUAAGCGAAAGGGACCUCGUGUUCUGAGGUCGGAAUAA